Oreochromis niloticus (Nile tilapia) is the source of this 3847-nucleotide messenger RNA. It is a transcript of the gene angel2, whose product is annotated as angel homolog 2 (Drosophila). NCBI's taxonomy places the organism in Eukaryota, Metazoa, Chordata, Actinopteri, Cichliformes, Cichlidae. Bases 249 to 2366 code for a protein of 705 amino acids. The record is from RefSeq and is a predicted model, not a curated record. The transcript has 9 exons. Gene Ontology annotation, biological process: 3'-UTR-mediated mRNA stabilization. Gene Ontology annotation, molecular function: 3'-5'-RNA exonuclease activity; mRNA 3'-UTR binding.
ACACAGUGAGAGAGAGCGAGAGAGAGAGACAUACCGUUCACUGCCUGUGUGCCCACUCCUCAGCUCUAACAAACCACUGCUUCUCUAGCCACACACAGCAAACUAUUACUCCGACACAAGACAGCUCUACUCCAGAUUUCAACGACGCAUUAUAACAGAAAAUGACACAGACUGGAAGGUGACAUUUUGUGUUUAAAGAGGCUUUAAACGACACCGCUGUCUUCGAGAGGCUCGCUUUUACUCAUCCCAUGUUCCUUCGCCGGCUGAGCUCUUUGAGCUCAUCUUUCUCACCCUGCAGUCUUCCUGCUCUUUCCCAGGCCCGCUUCAACAGCAACACUGAUUCCUCUGCGUCCUCCUUCCUUCCCCAAUUCAUUCCCACCCCUCAUCCAUGGUGGUCGGUGCCAGGGUUUCCACCCUGGCCUUCUCGACUUCCCCACUCCCACCCAUCUGCCCUUGACUGUUUCACUCACAGGGCAUUACACCCCCUGAACAUCAACCUUGGUGACUUUGGUCCUUGCCGUUCCUUCCACACCUCUGCAGGCCACUUGAUGGAGUUCCCCGACAGAGACAGAGGGCCGCCCUACAAACGGAGGAAGAGUGCAGAGGAAAAAAAGGAAAGAAAAGAACAAAAUAAAGAAAAGGAGGGACACAGAGGAGGAGCAACAGGGGGUAAGGAGGGAGGGUCCAAGAGGGAGCACCAUCACCUAGAUUCCAGAAAAGAUGGCAGCCUUCGAUCUAGUCACCACUUCAACGACGGAACUAAAGACAGAGUGAAGAAUAAUGUCGGAAAAGAUGUCAGAGGGGAAACCAGCAGAGACAAAAAUGUGGAAAGGACUAAAAGUGAGACUAAAGACAGACAGCGAAGAGAGAGUGCAGACAGACAUCAUCAUCAUCAUCAUUAUCAUCAUCAUCAUCAGCAAGAAGGACAUAAAGAAUCACAGCCAGUGAUGCACAAACCCAACCCAUGGUUCAAAGGGAGGGGGUCUGAGGAGCUGGGUGGGCCUCACAGGGACACAAAAGGGACUUCAGAGCAGCAGAGGGAUGGAUGCAGUGAUGGAGGGCAGCCUCGCAGCACCACUCACCCCUCAAACCUGGGGCAGGUACCUGGAGGAAACACGCAGCCCUCUCCACCAAGAAGGGCUGUGAAAUCUCUUCAAAGACACUGGGAGUCCUGCAGCACUGACCUCCACCCACCAGGGGACAGUUCAGUCUUUGACUUCUCGGUGAUGUCCUACAACAUCCUCUCCCAGCAGCUCCUGGAGGACAACGCCUACCUGUACCGACACUGUGACCCUGACGUCCUGACCUGGGAGUACCGACUGCAUAACCUACUGGCAGAGAUCCAGCACCACAACGCUGAUAUCCUGUGUCUUCAGGAAGUGCAGGAGGACCACUAUGAAAACCAGAUUAAGCCUGCUCUCCAGGCACUAGGUUAUCACUGUGAGUAUAAAAAGCGGACAGGAAAGAAACCAGACGGUUGUGCCGUUCUCUUCAAAACCUCCCGCUUCUCCCUGCUCUCCUCCAAUCCCAUCGAGUUUUUCCGGCCCGCCGACACCCUCCUCGACCGAGACAACGUGGGAUUGGUUGUGCUGUUGCGACCUAACAACGGCAUAAGUCAUGCAAAUCCCUCCUCAUUCAUCUGUGUCGCCAACACCCACCUUCUCUACAACCCCCGGCGAGGUGACAUCAAACUGGCCCAGCUGGCAAUCUUAUUGGCUGAGAUCAACCGGCUGUCCCGCUUCCCAAACGGGCAGGUUAACCCGGUGGUUUUAUGUGGGGAUUUUAACUCUGCACCCUGGAGUCCACUGUACAGCUUCCUGACCACAGGCUGCCUGCAAUACAGCGGAAUGCAGAUUGGCAUGGUGUCAGGUCAGGAAAACAGUCCCAGAGGUCAGCGUCUCCUCAUGUCUCCGAUCUGGUCUCCCAGCCUGGGAAUAACCCACCAGUGCCAGUAUGAAAACAAACCUAAUGCUGAGACCUCGCCCACCAGCCCUACAGCUGUAGAGGGAGCGAUCUCUAAUCUCAGUGUGGAGGAUCUCGCUGCCAAAGCUGCUUAUGAAUUCAGCAGAGCGUGGAGGAUCGAGCACAGCCUGAAGCUGCAGUCGUCUUAUCAACAUCACCUGAUGCCUGACAGGAGACCUGAGAUCACCACCUGUCACUCCCGCACGGCCCUGACAGUGGAUUACAUCCUGUAUAGUCCCGAUUUCGUUCCACCUCCCUCGCUUCCAGGUGGGAGGGGACUCCAGCUGCUGGGCAGGCUGUCAUUGGUCGGCCAGGCGGAGCUCGAGGAAGUCAAUGGCCUGCCUAACCAUCUGCACUCAUCUGACCAUCUCCCUCUCCUCGCUCGUUUCCGCAUUUGGUGCUGAAACGCUGCAGGUCCACUGAGGAAAGUAGGAAUGUUCAAGGAAUCUGCAGUUUCUUCCCCACACAAACAACAAAAACAGUAUGAACAUUAAAUGCUGGGGUGUUUAAUUCAGUAUGUGAUUUUAUUAUUAAAAGGGAAAACCCUUUUCAAGUCCUCCAAGAGUGGCCGCAAGGUAAAUUAAUGAUUUCAUACAGAUGGCUUCACAGAGUUACAAUAUUUAUUUUUCUCUCUAUUUUUUGUGAUUCAAAUAUUGAUACUAUUUAUACCCAUCUAUACUAUUAUUACUCUUCAUGUCUUGUUAUGGGAUGAAAAACAAACAGAAGGUAGAGGAGGGGCCUAAAUCCCUGUUGAACCACUUUAAUUAUAAUUUGUGAUCUUUUCUCCAAAAAUGCCCCAUCCCAUCUUUAAGUGGCAAAUUUCAUAAAUCUGCUUAUGAAAUGAGAGUAGGGACACUUGUUAAAUGGCUUUGUGCAGAGGACUUUCACCUGAGAGAGAGGGGAUCAAAUCCUGUGCUUAUAAUGUGGUGGGAGGAGCUUGGAGCGUAGGGAGAGGUAUCUUUCUAAAAUAACAUUUUUUUGUUUCUAAGUUUAAUUUUUUUUUUUUAAUGCAGGAAAAAGUAAUUAUGUUAAAGCUUUUCUUGUUUUUCCUGCAGUAUGGUGGCGCGUCCCAUUUCUUAACCCCAGCAGGCGGUUGUUUUCCUGCACAAUAUGUUCAGGGGUUUUAACUAAAAGUUUAGGUCUUAUUCUUUAAAUGAUGAUGAGUAAAAAAUGAAUUCUGGCAGUCUGGAUUUCCCCUGAAAUGAUUAACGUGUUCAUAUCUCUAAACAUCCAAAUGAUCAUCAUUUUGAAACUGUAGUAACAUGUUUAAUUGGGCAUUUUUCCCACCAUGUAGAGACAUUUACCAUUUUUUCUUUUUUUAAAUACAAAGGUUUCUUUCUUACUAAUGUUUCCUUUCGAGCUGUAUCGAUGAAGGGAUGGAUUUUACGUCACUUUUUAAAGCUGAACGUUUACUGUAGUGCUGCUAAUUUUGGAAAGUACUUGAUCAUUUUCUUUUGAUAACAAGAAAAUGAUUUAAAACAAACUAACAAAAUAUAAAUAAAAGUUUAGCUUGUGUUUUUAAAGAUCUUCAGAAAUAUCUCCUGUCUCGGCUGCAUCACUGCCAUGUAAAUUUCUUAUAUUUUAUAAUGUGCCAAAAAUUAAACUAAGCACUAUACAGCACUCAACUAGUUGUCAUAUAUUUCAAUUAAUUAUAGUUAAAUUAAGACGUUAUAUGGAAAACAUGGAUGUAUAUGUCCGCUGAGGACUCUAAAUUUUAAUUCUGGAUAAAUAUCAGUAUGGUCGGUUAUUACUGGAAGAGCUCUUGUGUCAUAUUUUCACACAUGUAAAUACUGAAAAUAAAAACUGGAUGUAUUUUUCUAUCAUUUUAAGGAGUUGAUUUUUGCUGGAAGUUUACACUUUGUAAAUAAAAGUUCUUUUUCUAUUA